AUGUUUGACUUGAAGAAGAGGAAUAGUUUGACUGUGACGUGCACUCGCGAGACGGAGGAGUUCCGACGAGUGGCGGUCAGACGGAAGGCCAAAGGUGCUGCGGUGGACUGUCGCGCUUCACGUACAGUAGUGAGCAGUGGGGUGUGUGGCUCGUACAGCUGUGGCCGUGCUUGUGGCAGUGUCUGUGGAUCAGAACCAAACUCUGAAUUUGGAGAAGAGGGAGACAUCAAAAAAAGCCCAGCUAAAGAAUCACUUUUACAACCACAAGUGGCUCCUGAACCAGCUCACCUCCAGAGUCCUCUGAGGGCAGAACACGCUCAAGGUCACAAUACCACUACAGGAAAAUUAGUGCCUCAAUGGGUUGAUGGCACAGAGCAAGACCAGAGUCCUCAAAGAGAUUGUGAACUUUCUAUUUCCUGUGUCAGCCCAGUACAGAAUUAUUUAGGCUCCCCCAGUCCUGUCAGAGGAGGAGGGAGUAGGUUUUUAAAUGGAGUGUCUGCAGCACACAUCAGCCCUGCCAGACAUACGGAGGGGAUUCCAAAUCUGACAAGCAGUCCAGUUUUUAGAUCUCCAAGUCCAGGCAAAAGAGGCAUUCAUAGCUGUAGCAAACUGAGGGAAGGAUGCCACAGUCCUGCUAAGUUGUCCCCAAGGAACCAGAGCCCUCUCGCAGGAAAACUGCGGACCCCCAGCCCCAUUCAGGGGAGGAUGGGGAGCUAUAGCCCAGCCAAGAACUCUAAAUCCUGGCUGGGACUGCACAGAAUCCCAAGCAGCAAGAUGGAAGGACAAGAGAAGACAGCAGGGAAAUCUCUGAGCGUGCCUAACUUAAUUGUUUACUUGGAUGAGAACAGGAUUACAACUGAAGAAGUUGAACGCUCUCCACUGAAACUGCUGCAGUCACCCAACUGCAACAGGCCAGCCAUCACCAUCAAAGCCCCAAUUAACCACAGACUGAAUCAUUCCACAAAUGAAGCCCAUUUAUCAAGCACUAGCACAGAAAAAAACAAAGAGCACUCCCCACAACAAAUGAAUGGCAUAGCACUGGGGAAAGAUUGCUCAGUAGUAAAGGUGAGAGGAAUAAAUGACAGAAAAGAAGAAGGCAAGAAGCCCAAAGGAUAUGGCUCCAAGUUUUCCUGCCAGUGGAAUGAGACAACCACAGAAGAUGGCAGGGUUCACAAAGAGUCUGAAAGUGAACUAAAUAUUGAGAGGAGGGAGGAGACAGGAGAUGAUCAAAAAGUUGAAGAGAACAUAGAGCAGAAAUUGUACAAGAUAGCCAGCGAACUCCUGCAGACAGAGAGGGCCUACGUGGCUCGUCUGCACCUGCUAGACCAGGUGUUCUGCUUACGCCUGACGGAAGAAGCAGGUCGAGGCUCAUUUCCUCCUGAGGUGAUAAGAAAUAUCUUCUCCAACAUUUCCUCUAUCUACUCCUUCCACAGCCAGUUCCUGCUACCUGACCUGGAAGAGUGCAUCAGCCACUGGUGUGAGAGCCCAGGCCUGGGUAAUGUUCUGCUGCAACAUGCACCUUUCCUGAGGAUGUAUGCAGACUACAUCAGGAACUUUGACCAGGCCAUGGAGCUGGUCAGGACCUGGACUGAGCGCUCUGCUGCUUUCAAAAACAUCAUCCAGGACAUACAGAGUCAGGAAGUGUGUGGCAGCCUGACCCUGCAGCACCACAUGUUGGAACCAGUCCAGCGGGUUCCACGUUAUGAAAUGCUGCUCAGGGAUUACCUGAAGAAACUGCCCAAGGAUAACCCAGAUUAUGAGCUUGCCUACAAGUCCUUGCAGACCAUUUCCAUGGCAGCUACCCACUCAAACAGCGCCAUCCACAAAGCUGAGAGCCUGAAGCGGCUGCUGGAGAUCUAUGAGAUGGUUGGAGAGGAGGAAGUGGUCAACCCGACCAACGAGUUCCUCAGGGAAGGUCGUCUGCUCAAGCUUGCUGCCAGGAACACAUCUGCCAUGGAGAGGCACCUAUUCCUGUUCAACAACUUUCUGCUGUGCUGCACUCCUAAAUUCAGCCUAGUUGGGCAGCGUUUUACUGUGCGCUGCAGGAUUGGAGUGGAAUGCAUGCAGGUGCAGCAGACCACCAACGAAGACCACCCAUACACCUUCCAGGUCUCUGGAAAGGAGAGGACCCUUGAGCUGCAGGCCAGCUCUGACCAAGACAGAGAUGAGUGGAUAAAGGUAAUACAGGAAGCCGUUGAUGUGUUUCAGAAGAAAAAUGAAACCUUCAAAUUGGCUUUCAAGGAGCUAAAUGUGGAAGAACCAACUGAGGAACUUGGCCAACGUGCCCCCCGCUGGAUCAGGGACAAUGAGGUGACCAUGUGCAUGAAAUGCCAAGAACCUUUUAACGCAAUCACCAGGAGAAGACAUCACUGCAGAGCCUGUGGUUGUGUGGUCUGCUGGAAGUGUUCAGACAAUAAAGUGGCUUUAGAGUAUGAUGGUAACAGGCUUAACAAAGUGUGCAAAGCCUGCUACUCCGUCCUGACUGGUCAGAGAGGGGAAAGGGUGGAAGGAAAGAAGAGACGGAUGCUGGAGUCAGACAUGUCUGCAGUGUCCAGUGAAAGCGUAAUGAGUAGCUUCCUGCUGUAUGGUGACAACCCCAAGUCCUGGCAACAAGUGUGGUCUGUUAUCACCAUGACUGAACCCCUGGCCCUCUAUCUUUACACCGCUCCACAAGAUGUGAAGCCCCUAUCCUGCAUACCUCUACUGGGCUGCGGUGUGGACGAUUCCCCUCAGGAGCUCCAGAGUCAACCUUGUUUCUGUUUAAGCCAGUCCAAAACAACCCACACUUUCUCCUGCGACGGUUUGGACCUCAAACAGAGCUGGCUGAGUGUUCUGAAAGUAGCAGUGACAGGCAGGAUGCCGGCAAACAUUAAUGGUAAUGUGAAUGAUGGAAGAGUAUCCAGUGGUGAGCAAUUUAUCAUCAAUGGCAACGUGGAAAACCACUCCUGAAUGUUUGAGAUUUGGCACUAUGGAAAGUACUCAUACAAGUACGUACACAAACAUACAGCAACAGAUGAAACAAGUCCAUUGAUGUUAAAGAUGGUAGCUUUGAACUGCACAUUUGAUAAAGUGAACAUCUGUAAGAGAAAUUCAGGAACUGUGUUUUCCUUAGAAGUGGCAAUGCACUUUAUUUCUGAAAUGGUUUAGAGUAAAAUAAAUAAAGUGAAGGUGUUUUAACAUGAGUUGGACUGUACAGGUUGUCUUAGGUGCCAUGCGAUGUGGUGUGAAAAUAUGCUGUGUUAUUUUCUAACAGUGGACAAUUAAACACAUAAUUGCAUGAGGGUUCAGUGAUACACAGAGGCUCUGUGGGAUCAUAAUUGCCUUACAAAACACAUUCAGCUGAUCCCAUUUCUUCACAGAUAAUGUAAGAGCAAUUGAAUAUUUACACUCAAAACAGUUUACAUCUAAACAAAUUCUGACAACAAAUAAACUGAAAACAUUUUUAAAAAUU
Messenger RNA from Chelmon rostratus (copperband butterflyfish), 3451 nucleotides. Its product is annotated as FYVE, RhoGEF and PH domain-containing protein 4-like. The transcript is spliced from 16 exons. Gene Ontology annotation, molecular function: metal ion binding; guanyl-nucleotide exchange factor activity. The record is from RefSeq and is a predicted model, not a curated record. Lineage: Eukaryota; Metazoa; Chordata; Actinopteri; Chaetodontiformes; Chaetodontidae. Gene Ontology annotation, cellular component: cytoplasm. Gene Ontology annotation, biological process: filopodium assembly; cytoskeleton organization. The coding region runs from base 1 to 2949 and encodes 982 amino acids.